Branchiostoma floridae (Florida lancelet) is the source of this 2236-nucleotide messenger RNA. RefSeq names its product alpha-N-acetylgalactosaminide alpha-2,6-sialyltransferase 2-like. NCBI's taxonomy places the organism in Eukaryota, Metazoa, Chordata, Leptocardii, Amphioxiformes, Branchiostomatidae. The record is from RefSeq and is a predicted model, not a curated record. Bases 221 to 1723 code for a protein of 500 amino acids. Gene Ontology annotation, molecular function: sialyltransferase activity. The transcript has 9 exons.
GGUGUUCGUGAUUGUACGCAUGCGCCGUGCGCCAGUCGGCUUGACCCCUGACCUGUAGCUGUAGCAGGAAGAUGUCAGUUGAUGGGCUGGCACGACGACAAACAGAUCGAUAAUUAGCACCAUAGCAACGACGGAAGCGCACUACGAACAUGAUCAUGACUUUCUGAGUAUACAAGUACAACUGAGUCCGGCUAUUGAAGAGUGCAAUACCACCGCGCAAAUGGGGCGGUUCAAGUGGUUGUUUCUGCUGUGCCUGUUCUUGGCGCUUGGGUUCCUGUCGCUCACCUAUCUACGCAGGAGCCCGGCUGACGUGGACAGCGCAUCGCACUGGACAUCAAGUAUUUACAGCAACCUGCCCCCGUACGGACUCAGGCGAUUUAAGGGUGUUUUGGACACAGUCGACCGCCAUGACGCCACACGUAUCCCGGAGGAGGCAGAAAGAACUUCGGAGAAUGACUCAAAAGCAAAGACUUCAGCCCCAUCCAAGGAACUGGUCAAAGUCGAUGCCCAGCGCACAACCAAACAGCCUCAGACUGGAAACGUAACAGACAAUGUAAAAUCUGCGCCCCCGACUGAAAACCAAACUGUGUCGGACCUAAACAACACCAAAACGGAUCGGAACGAAUCCCCGAUAGUUGACACGGGAAGCAAACGGACGGAAGCAACGCAGAAACCCACGGAGAGUGGAACUCCACUGCCGCCUACAGUGCCUCCAGCCAAGCGGGACCCCAAAUGGUUUCUGAGUGACGACACCUACACAAAAUCGAAAUGCCCCAGUGCCUUGCGGAAGAACCCAGAGAAAGUCCCAGAAGGACUAAAGUUGAUCCCCGACGUCCCCGUCCUGAUGUGGAACGAACACAUCAACCCUGACGAAUACGCCAGACUCUCGCAGUUUAAAAUGAACUACGGCUGGCAAGGCAUACCUUAUGCAGACAUCAAGAACUGUCUACGUCACUUGAACACAUCUGACCACCGCUACAUGUUCCCUGGCUGGACGCCGGACCAUACCGGCUGUAUCCGGUGUGCUGUUGUCGGCAACGGUGGGAUCCUGAGGGGGUCCGGCAAGGGGAAGGAGAUAGACGGACACGACUUCGUCUGGAGAGUGAACUCCGCCAUUAUUGAGGGAUACGAAGAGGAUGUCGGGAAGAGAACAUCAUUUUACUUCCAUGACAUCAACACCAUGAAGAACUCACAGGCAGCAACACGGAAAUUUGGCUACAAGCACCCGCCACAGGACAAGGAUACGGUGUAUACCACAAUUUCCUCGAGUAUAAGAGACUACGUGUACUUUGACGCCGCCAUCAGUUGGAAGCCAGUGGAGUCAGGCCGAGAUAAAAGCAAGGCGCCCCCGUCUCAGUAUGGUGAGAGGCCUGCGAAUACGAAGUUCCGGAUGCUUCAUCCUGACUUCAUGAGAUAUCUGAAGAACUUUUGGUUGGACUCUCCACGGAGAAAAGGAAGCAACAUCUACCGGCCCACUACCGGCGGCUCCAUGCUACUUACCGCUCUACAUACCUGUGAUGUCACGGACGUCUAUGGCUUCAUCACUGAAGAUCACAGACAGUAUAACGAUCACUACUACGAGAGCGAAUGGCACAAAGUCGUGUUUUACGCCAACCACGAUUUCCAGAUGGAAAUAGAAAUAUGGGAUAAAUUAGACAAGGCAGGACUUAUGAAAUUGUACAGAGGAAACAGAACAGAAACAGCCAGAAAACGUAGAAAAUGAAGUGGUUUUCGGUUACCUCAGAACAAACUUCAGGGGAACAUGUAGUCUGGCAUCCAUUCUAUUCUACCUUCGUUUUGCUCCGCGCUGAUAUUUGAAAGGAAAGCGAUCUGUAGCUAUAGAAUAGGGUUGAUAUCGGACUUGAGGACAUAGAGAUGACAAUAUGCAUUUGAAAUCGUAUCCCAUUCUGCUAAGUUGUAUUUUAUGAUAUUUAAACGGAACAUUCAAACUGUAUAUGUAGGGUAUCUUUUAAUCCUGUACGACGGAGCUGAUAUGUUUGUACAGUAGUUAUAUAUAUUUUAAGACAGUUUCUUUCAAAGAGCCUUUGUAUAUUUGGCAUUGUACAGCACACAUGGUGUAUAUCUGUAUGGGAAUAACAAUUUACUAGUACAUGAGUUGUAUAUUUGUAUGAGGAUACUAGUGUUUAGAGCACACUGAUAUUCAAAUGUUGAUUUUGUCGCAAUGUUUUAAUGCUAACAUCUGCCACAAACAAUAAAUUUCAUGUUGGCUUUCCAA